UCUUUUUUUGGAAGGGAAGAUACAAUAUACUCUUUAGCUUUAAACUUAUCACUCUUUUAAAAAAUUGUAUUUAAGCUUAUGUGUAAUUGAAGUUACUGAGAUGGUUUGAUAUGUGAAUCUUGGGCGUGUAAGUUUUCUUUUCUACCUUCCAAUUUGUCGUUACCACUGCCACAUUGAAGAAACUAGCAAUCUCACUCUCAUCUUCACACUACAUUUGUACAACUAGCCUCACGCCGUGGGAAGCGGUCUAUCUAUUUUAGAAGGCUUUAUUUACCCCCUCGUUUUCCUCUCCUUCACGUCACUUCCCUUGUUUCUUUCAACUCCUCAAUCACACAAUACGCUAUCUCUCUCUGAAUGAGGCCUUCAGGGGCAAAAAACUUGUUGCCAGCUGGCCUGGUGUCCAAUCUUCAGGGUGUCCUUUCCAGCAGAAAGGGUAAUGAAGAUUCAACGGAACCCAACUCGGUUCCAGAUGAGGUUGACGAUACAAAGCCUGUCGUUUUGGUUACAAACGCUGAUGGGAUCGAAUCCCCUGGCCUAACUUAUCUCGUUCAUGCUCUCGUUUCUCAGGGACUUUACAAUGUUCACGUCUGCGCUCCUCAAUCAGAUGAAUCAACAGCAGGACACUCUUUUACCCUGAAAGAAACCAUUGCUGUUACUUCGGCUGAGAUUCACGGUGCUACCGCUUAUGAAGUUACUGGGACUCCUGUAGAUUGUGUGUCAUUAGCCUUGUCUGGGGCACUAUUUUCCUGGUCAAAGCCUAUGCUGGUGAUAAGUGGAAUCAACAAGGGCUCAAGUUGUGGCCAUCAUAUGUUUUACUCAGGUGUUGUAGCUGGUGCAAGGGAGUCAUUGUUUAGUGGUGUUCCAGCUAUAUCGAUGUCACUUGACUGGAAGAAGGAUGAAAGUAAGGAAAGUGAUUUCAAGGAUGCCGUAAGUGUUUGUUUACCGUUGAUAAAUGCAGCCCUUAGAGAUGUUGAGAAGGGAGCUUUUCCCAAAUGUUGCUUGCUGCAUGUGGAAGUUCCAAAGUCUCCUCUGACAAACAAGGGAUUUAAAUUGACCAAGCAAAGUCACUGGAGCACUAAGCUUUGCUGGCAAGCUAUUUCAGCAAAUAGGAAUCCUACUGCCGGACGUUUUGUUCCCAAUCAGCAAAGCCUUGGACUACAGCUUGCACAACUAGGCCGAGAUGCUUCUGCAGCUGGUGCCGCCCGUCGGUUAGCCACUCAGAAAGAGAAUAUAAAGGAGGUUGAAUCUGUAGGUGUAGCAGGGAAAUCUGAUCCCAACCGGAAAGCCAAGUACUUCAGAUUGGAGUUACUUGAGAAGAAGCAGGAAGAAGAGGAUGAGGAUUUAGAUUUUAGAGCUCUUGAAAAUGGCUUUAUAGCGGUCACUCCAGUCUCUCUAUCGAUGCAUGUAGAAGCAGAUGUUCAUGCAACCACUGCAGAGUGGAUUUCCACUGCAUUAGAAGCUGAACAAUGAAAUUCAUCCAGUCACUUGAUCACUAACCUUCUGUACAUUUCGAGAUGAAUUUGUCUUGGUCAUCUAUGCAAAAUCCACCUUGGUGAUGCCUUGAUUGUUGAUUUGUUUUUUGUCUAUUGCCUCAUCCCUUUUUACUUUGUAGUGAAGCAAAUCCAUCAGCUAACAGGGUUGUGUUGUAGGCUUCUUUAUUGACAAAGUUGUGGUUAGGCAGAAUGGUUAGGUUAUUCUUUUCUACCUUGUAAACAGAAACAAACAGAUGAAAUAUAGUGGAAUGCUUUUCAUUACUUGAUAUGCUGAAA
This is a messenger RNA of Lycium ferocissimum, 1769 nucleotides long. RefSeq lists its product as uncharacterized. The record is from RefSeq and is a predicted model, not a curated record. The coding region runs from base 355 to 1470 and encodes 371 amino acids. Gene Ontology annotation, molecular function: nucleotidase activity. Lineage: Eukaryota; Viridiplantae; Streptophyta; Magnoliopsida; Solanales; Solanaceae. The transcript has 10 exons.